UGACCAAGCACUAAAGUAGAGAGUGGACUUAGUUUAUUUUGGUGAGCACCAGGACAGCUUUAUCUGGAAUGGAUCUUGUUCGACAAGCAAGGACGAUUCUCCUCUUGUUGGUUACAGCAUGUUUAUGGAGUCACUGGACAAGAUUGCAGAUCCUGUCGGCGUCGUCCGUCACCGACGAGAUUUCACUCACAGUCAAUGCAGGUAACUCCAAAAGACCUGAGCAAGUCAAGACCGGGGAAUCAUGUUCCGAUUUUUCCAAAAUUGGGUCGUUCCGUCGUGCGAACAUAUCCCUAACAGGAACUCUUGAUGGGACAAGAACGACAGCUGCACAAGAAGACGGGGCAAUGUGUGGAGCCGUCGCGUCUCGGUCAGCACUCGGCUUGUGGGGACAGCAUUUUGAUCACAUAUUGAAAGCAAGCAGGCUGCGCAAAGACCGAUUCUUUGUUCAGCACAACAUGAUGCUGGAAAUCCUGAAAAUGAUUUCUCCUCGGCUUCCCAUGUCGACACAAUCCACUCCACGAGAAUGGGAUCUCGUGGGGUCUGUCCUUCGCAAAGGAUGGAGACGGUACCAGUUUUUGCAGGACGAACAAUUACGCAAGAAUCAUAGCCACAACAGUAUGUUUAAGGAGCCGGACAUUGUGAACAUUGUGGUCUUGGGAGGAUCGGUAACGGAAGGGGUGAAUUGCUACGCAAUAAAGGGGAAUAACUUGGUCCGUUGCGCUUGGCCAGGGCGACUGGAACUCCUCAUAAAUCGCCUGGCAGGGGGCAAGCUCGUCAAAGUUCAUAAUUUGGCGAACGGUGGGACCAACACGUUGACCGGACAGGCCAUUUUGAAGUAUGACCUCCUUCCCGAGUUGACCAAACACCCAGAUAUACUCAUCAACGCUUAUUCGACCAAUGACAUGCAUAUUUCGACCAUGAGGUCCGCAGCGGGUGAAGAGACUAGUUUGCGUGACACAGUAUUUCGUAUGGCCCAAUCAUUUGCGAGACUCGUUAUGGAUCCAACGUCCUGCGGACGCCGUCCACUCCUUCUUUGGUUGGAUGACUAUGUCGGCAACGAGCAGCGCGAAAUAAAAGGCAUCACACAGCUUUCGCAAGAAAUCCAAGUGCUCUCGAACUAUUACGGCUUUUCGUUCAUAUCGUAUGCCAAUGUUGUUCGGGAUUGGAUUUAUGGAGACACUCAUGGGUCGCUUUUUUCACCAUCUUGGUAUACCAACGGAAGAUUUGUUCGUCAGAUCCAUCCCGGGCAAGUUAUGCAUUUAGCAACCUCCUGGAUCAUGGCGUACAAUUUACUAGAGUUGGCAACGGCAUACUGCACUACGGAGCUGUGGAACGACUCAGCAACAGCUAAUCCAUCUACUGACUUUCCUCAGCCUGUUCGGACUCCUGGUCAGGAAAAAUUGUUUGACUCGAUGCGCUACCAACCAAAACCGAACAGCCUACCCCCAUAUCUAACAGACCAUUUGAGCUUAACAAACGUGACAGAUGAAUGGAACAAAGCUGCACAAGUGAAAAAAACCAUAUGUCCUACUGAUAAUGAAGGCACAAGGUGCAUCUUCUCCUGGAUCAGCGGGGUCGAUCGAAAGGAAACUGUAAAUAGUAUACAAAGUGUGUUUUCGUCAAUUGUUAAGAUCCCCGGAGCCUGGGACGUUGGUGACGACACGGGUCGAAAAAAAUAUGGUUGGAAUACAUCGUUGAGAGGGUCACAGCUUCUUUUUGAAUUCACAGGAUUGAAUCAAACAGUCCAAACUGUUACUUUGUUUCCAAUGAAAAGCUACAGUGAGAAAUGGCGGGAAUCGACUGCUGUCGUUGAGUUCUUUGCAAAGCCAGACAGCCAUUUGGAUUGGGCCUAUCUGACAUCGUUGGUUGUACAAGGUUUCCACUUCAAAAACACCAGCGAAAUGUACACUAUUCCCGUCAAAAUGCCAACCGAGGUUGCAGUCAGAGCCGACUUUCGGGUAAGACUGACUCUCACCAACGGAACUACAUUUAAACUAAUGGGCCUUGCGGUUUGUAGCUAG
Messenger RNA from Phaeodactylum tricornutum CCAP 1055/1, 2021 nucleotides. RefSeq lists its product with no specific name. The transcript has a single exon. Bases 69 to 2021 code for a protein of 650 amino acids. The record is from RefSeq and is a predicted model, not a curated record. Lineage: Eukaryota; Bacillariophyta; Bacillariophyceae; Surirellales; Neidiaceae.